Brachypodium distachyon (stiff brome) is the source of this 1857-nucleotide messenger RNA. Its product is annotated as S-type anion channel SLAH1. The record is from RefSeq and is a predicted model, not a curated record. Gene Ontology annotation, biological process: intracellular monoatomic ion homeostasis; transmembrane transport. Gene Ontology annotation, molecular function: voltage-gated monoatomic anion channel activity. NCBI's taxonomy places the organism in Eukaryota, Viridiplantae, Streptophyta, Magnoliopsida, Poales, Poaceae. The transcript has 2 exons. Gene Ontology annotation, cellular component: membrane. The coding region runs from base 65 to 1255 and encodes 396 amino acids.
CUACAAAGCACACCGCAUUCGAUCCCCACUGCCAUUGAUCGAUCAAUCAAUCGAUCGGUCACGAAUGGAAUCCACCUCCUCCCUUAAACCCUGCGUCGUCUCCCAACCCCAGAGCCCCAAGCAGGGCGACGAUGACGGCAAGGCGGCGGCGGCGCCCAAGCCGAUGCCAGCAUCGGCACGGACGGCGUCGUCCUUCGCGAUGCUGACAAGGUUCCACGCGGGCUACUUCCGCAUCAGCCUGGCGCUGAGCGGGCAGGCGCUGCUGUGGCGCACCCUGAGCGACUCUUCUUCUCCGUCGUCGUCGUCGACAGAGCAGCAGGCAAGCCCGCUGCGCCCCGUGGUGCGCUCCCUGCCGUCCGCGGCAUUCGUGCUGCUCUGGUCGCUGGCGCUGCUCACGCUGCUCGCGCUGUGCGCGCUCUACGCCGCCCGGUGCGCGCUCCGGCUGCCCGCGGUGCGCGCCGAGUUCCGGCACCACGUCGGCAUGAACUACCUCUUCGCGCCGUGGAUCUCCGGGCUCCUGCUGCUGCAGGCCUCCACGCCGUGCUUCCUGGCGCCCGGGUCGCCCUCGUACCACGCGCUCUGGUGGGCCUUCUCGCUCCCGGUGCUCGUGCUGGACGUCAAGGUCUACGGGCAGUGGUUCACCCGGGGCAAGAAGUUUUUGUCCAUGGUGGCCAACCCGGCCAGCCACAUGACGGUGAUCGCCAACCUCGUCACGGCCAGGGCGGCCGCCAGGAUGGGGUGGCACGAGGGCGCCGUGGCCAUGUUCGCCGUCGGCGCCGCGCACUACCUCGUGCUCUUCGUCACGCUGUACCAGAGGUUCCUGGGGUCAGACUCGCUGCCGGCCAUGCUCCGACCGGUCUUCUUCCUCUUCUUCGCCGCGCCCAGCAUGGCCGCCCUCGCCUGGCGCUCCAUCACGGGCUCCUUCGACACCUGCUGCAAGAUGCUCUUCUUCCUCUCCCUCUUCCUCUUCGCUUCCCUGGUGUCCCGGCCGACGCUGUUCAAGCGGGCGAUGCGGCGGUUCAGCGUGGCGUGGUGGGCCUACUCGUUCCCGCUGACGGUGCUGGCGCUGGCGGCGGCGGAGUACGCGCAGGAGUUGAGUGAAGAAGCGGCGGCGAGCGUGCUCAUGCUGGCGCUCGCCGUGCUCUCCGUCGUCGUCACACUGGCGCUCAUGGUCUUCACCGCGCUCCGCACCGGCGACCUGCUGCCCCACGACGACCCCUUCGACUGCGCCCAGAUGCUGCCCGCCACACGCUAGCUAGCAGAUUAAUUAGCAGGCGCCGUCCGAUCGGUCUCGUCUCGUGUACAUAUUAGUUGGCGGUGGAGACGUACACACGUACUGUGUGCGGUACGUGUAACGAAUUUUUUGUUCAGUACGUGCUGGGGAAUCGAUCGGGAUGAUGCCGACAGGGAGUCCCAGGUUUCCACCGCACGGAACGUGCAUAUCCAGUAGCGGUAACAGGACGGUCGAUCGAUGUACGUGCAUUCUGUCGACAGAAAAUCUCUGGCUUGUCCCGUAUCUGACCAGACUGUCAGACUCAGGGUACUACGUGCCUUUGAGGCUUUAAUUUGGCUGCAUCUCCUGCCGUACAAAGAGGACCAGCUCGUACGUCCUAGGUAGCUUGUACUAGUCCCCUGAAAAAUAGCCGGAGUAGAAUGCUUCUGCUCAGUUCGCAAAUCCCCUCCUUAAUUUCUCGACGCAGCAAACUUAAUUUAGAGCACCUUCACUAGUAGGAUCGAUAUGGUUGUACACAAAAGGGGUUAUGUAUUCGUGAACAUUCCUCAAUUCUUGUUAUUUUCUUUAUUAUGUAAAGAGAAAUCAAUUCUCGCUGUUUGCGAAGAUAUGCAUCGAGUUGCUAA